GAUACUUGUUAUAAUUGUUCAUAAUAAUAUCAUCAUCCCAUCCAACAAACGUCGGUGAGGAUUCCUUAUAGAAGAAAAGUGAGAGGAUUGUACUCUGUUGGUGGCUCCUUCCUUGAGUUCCUCUUAUCUCGCACUUGCCCUUUGCACUUGCACUUGCACUUGCACUUUCACCGCAGUCGCACCUGCCGUCGCAGCUGGAGUCACUUCCUCACCAUCGCUCCUUCCUCCGAAAUUCAUCGCUGGAUAUUCUUCUUCUGUCACCUGAUCUGAUCUGAUCUGAUCUCAAUCGAAACCCACGCGGCGUCCCUCGUCCACAACCUCAACGUCACCAUGUCGUUACCACGGCUGUUUCGUUCGUCGACAUGCACGGCCACGCGAUCUCUGCGUCAAGUCACUUCCCCCGUUUACUCCGGUGCCUCGUUGCGACCACAAUACUACAGAUCCUUCUCAACUUCGCUGCGGAGACAAGAGUUGGCCAUUGAUGAAGAUGCUGCAGCCAAAUUGCCCAACAUCGACCCUUCACUGUGCGAGGUCACAAACUCGAUCACCCCCAAGGCGUUGGUUGCAAACCAAGAUCUAGUGUUCGGACGCACCUUCACUGACCAUAUGCUCUCCAUCGAAUGGACCGCUUCCCAGGGUUGGCUGCCCCCGCGCAUUACUCCCUACCAAAACCUCUCCCUCGACCCUGCCACCUGCGUCUUCCACUACGCCUUUGAAUGCUUCGAAGGCAUGAAGGCUUAUAAAUGCACACACGAUGGCUCUCUGCGGCUGUUCCGACCUGACAAGAACAUGGCUCGCUUGAACGGAUCUGCUGCUCGUAUUGCGCUACCCACUUUUGACGGCGACAAAUUGACCGAGUUGAUCGGGCGCCUGUGCAAGAUUGAUGAACGUUUCAUCUCCUCAGAAAAGGGUUACAGUCUAUACCUCCGACCCACCCUCAUCGGCACACAACGCACUCUGGGCGUCGGACCCCCGGGAUCUGCUCUUCUCUACGUGAUUGCCUCGCCUGUGGGCCCAUAUUACCCAACGGGAUUCAAAGCCAUCAACCUUGAAGCCACCGACUACGCCGUCCGCGCAUGGCCUGGCGGCGUGGGUGACAAGAAGCUGGGCGCAAACUAUGCGCCCUGCAUUGUUCCCCAGCUCAAGGCUGCAAAGAAGGGGUUGCACCAGAACCUGUGGCUGUUUGGACCUGAGGAGUACAUCACCGAGGUCGGCACCAUGAACCUGUUUGUAUGCAUCAAGAACAAGGAGACAGGCCAGAAGGAGCUGUUGACCGCCCCACUGGACGGUACCAUCUUGGAGGGUGUCACACGUGACUCCGUUUUGACCUUGGCUCGGGAACGAUUGGAGCCCAAGGGCUGGAAAAUCACCGAACGAUACGUCCGCAUGCCCGAGCUAGCUGAAGCAGAGGCUGAAGGACGACUGCUGGAAGUCUUUGGCGCUGGCACAGCGGCCAUUGUGGCGCCUGUGAGAAAGAUUGCCUACAAAGAUAAGAUGAUUGACUGUGGUCUAAAGGAGACCGAGGAGGCCGGAGAGGUCGCGUUGACGAUGAAGAACUGGAUCGAGGCCAUUCAAUAUGGUGACGAGCCUCACCCCUGGAGUGUCAAGAUCUGAGAUGUCGACCAUGGACAAGCACCACUUGUAUAGACCAUGUCACAAAAAAAAGGCGGCGUCCUCUAGGAUAUCCAUAUUCAGGCGGUGAGAGAGGAUUUGGCUGCAAUAUUGCACAGACUAGCCAGCUGUCAAUGAAUGUACAAGAUGGGAUAAAUCAAGUUAUUUGUGCUCGACCCAAAGAUUCAGCUAAGCUACAUUAGAAAGACUACCUGACCUGCUUACCUUAUGUAUGAACCCCAUAGCCCUUUUCGAACAAUUUGAUUAUGUG
Exophiala mesophila is the source of this 1882-nucleotide messenger RNA. Its product is annotated as branched-chain amino acid aminotransferase. Gene Ontology annotation, molecular function: branched-chain-amino-acid:2-oxoglutarate transaminase activity. Gene Ontology annotation, biological process: L-valine biosynthetic process; L-leucine biosynthetic process. The coding region runs from base 331 to 1614 and encodes 427 amino acids. The transcript is spliced from 2 exons. The record is from RefSeq and is a predicted model, not a curated record. Lineage: Eukaryota; Fungi; Ascomycota; Eurotiomycetes; Chaetothyriales; Herpotrichiellaceae. Gene Ontology annotation, cellular component: mitochondrion.